This is a messenger RNA of Oreochromis niloticus (Nile tilapia), 1826 nucleotides long. RefSeq lists its product as uncharacterized. The record is from RefSeq and is a predicted model, not a curated record. The coding region runs from base 607 to 1530 and encodes 307 amino acids. NCBI's taxonomy places the organism in Eukaryota, Metazoa, Chordata, Actinopteri, Cichliformes, Cichlidae. The transcript has 2 exons.
UUUGCAAAAAAAGGAAAACUAACUAAAACUGUAAUGAUCGUUCACAAAACUAACUAAAAUUAACUGAAUUUAUAGCGAAAAGGUGUUUAGUUUUCAUUGAUGUGCGUGUGUCAUACGUUAGUCUAGGGUGAGAAAGAAGUUUAGUUUCCAGGUUUUUUUCUUGCUGUGUCUCAUUAUGCCAGCAGGUGGCAGUACGUUAGUCGAGUCGUCCUUGUUGCUGCUCCGUCCCACGCAGAAUCACCUCAGCAAAAGUCGGGAGAAAUCGCCAGAGUCCAAUUUCGGGUUACUUUGAAUAUGACUGUGUUUUGGAUAAAGCAAGUGUCUUGUAGUGGAAAGAGACAAAUUAUGCGGGACAUUUCUAAAGGGAAAAAAAUCCCACAAACCUUAAAGUGCACUUGAAAAGCUCACACAAGAAGGCUAACCUAGCUUACCUUGAGAAGGUAAGGGAGCACGCCCAACCCUCAUCCCCAGAAACAGAAACUAACAAUAUGCUACAGGUAAAAUACAACACCAAAUAGACUCUUAAUCAGACUAUGUUAUACAGCAUACCAUUAGCAUAUUUGUCACAGUUUACAUUAUUUUUAUGUCAGUGUGUAAUGUUAACUAAUGAUUGACACAAUGUAUGUCUCUCUCAUGAAUAGAUUUCCAAGCUAUGAUCAUUUGAUGGCAUUUUGGUUUUUGAUUGAGCCUUGCAUCUAUAAAAUGAUCCGGGUUUCAAGAGCCAAGUCAGCUGCCAAUAGGAACGAAGAAGUGUUGACACCUGCACGCACAUCAAUGAGGCAGCUGCUACAGCCAAUUGACGAGUUCUUUCUUUUCCUGGUUUUCCUGUCAGUUGGUUUGAAGGAGAGGGACCUGGCACACCGAUUUAACAUACACCAGUCCACAGUGAGCCGCAUUAUUGCAACAUGGACAAAUUUUCUUGCCACUGCACUGGGGUCUCAAUGCAUCUGGCUUACACGUGAAGAAGUGCAAGCUUACCUCCCUGAGGAAUUCAAAGAUUUCUCAGACACCCAGAUGAUCCUUGACUGUACAGAGCUGAGGUGUCAGACACCAUCCUCACCACUUCUCCAAAGUGAAAUGUACUCUUCGUACAAAUCCCACCGUAUGAUGAAAGCCCUGGUUGGCAUAGCUCCACAUGGUCCAGUGACAUUCAUCUCUAAUCUGUACGCAGGUUCGGUUAGUGACAAGGAACUAUUCAAACAAUCAGGCAUUGCUGAGAAGUUGACUGAAGACAUGGCAGUGAUGGUAGAUAAGGGCUUCCUAAUCACCGAUUGUUGUAAAUGCAAAGUGUACUGCCCACCUUUUCUAUCUAAGCAGAAGCAGAUGCCAGCAUACCAGGUUAAGGAGACGCAGGCCAUAGCCAGACUCAGGGUACAUGUGGAGCGAGUCAUUAGGAGGAUAAAACAAAACAAACUUUUUGAUAGCAUUAUUACCAUGUCACAAGUUUACAAUAUCAACCAACUGUUUGCAGUAGCAUGCUUGCUGUCAAAUUACCAGAACACAGCAUUAGUUAAAAAAUGGGUUAAGUGAGACAAGAUGGACUUUUCCCAAGACACCAGUGCCAGUACAACUUAUGGAAAAUGACCUGCAGCUGAGGCCACUACAGUUGCAUUUCUUCCUUGACAAAACUUGAUUACAGAACUGGUACUUGAGUGCUGAUAGUUGAGUUCCAGUUAUUGAUAAUUCUAAUUCAUUGCAAAUGUUGAAUGUUAAUAAUACUGUUUAAUUAUAAUACUAUAUUACUAUUCAUAUUCAACAAAAUUGUUUAUCAAAAUUAUAAAGUAAAUCACUAAAUCGUUUUAAAAUCAUAAGUGACAUUGUGCUUU